Xenia sp. Carnegie-2017 is the source of this 1126-nucleotide messenger RNA. RefSeq lists its product as uncharacterized. Gene Ontology annotation, biological process: nervous system development. The transcript has a single exon. The coding region runs from base 394 to 1050 and encodes 218 amino acids. Gene Ontology annotation, cellular component: neuron projection; transport vesicle; neuronal cell body. The record is from RefSeq and is a predicted model, not a curated record. Lineage: Eukaryota; Metazoa; Cnidaria; Anthozoa; Malacalcyonacea; Xeniidae.
AUAUCACCUUUGAAAGAAAUAGAACUUAUUAGAAAUUCAAACAGAAAAUCUUAGCGUCACAUUGUCUUUGUGUUGGGCAAGUUGAGAUGAGAGUCGGUUUAAAGAACCCCAAAACCACGCAAAAAGUUUUAAAGUUUGUCAUUUGAUAGAUGUCUGCCGAAGAGAAAACAUGAAGUUUUUUCUCUCCGUUCUGAAAACAUGUUUUAAACUCUGAGCAAAGCCUGCUGGUAAGAGAAAUCAACGCUUUAUUACGCAUUCGAGAAGACUUGCCGUAGUCGUGAAAGAUAGAAACAAGGUAAUGUGAAAAGGCCGACAUUCGAAGAAACUUUUAUCGAAGACAUCGGUUGAAGAAGACAAGAGAGCCGGUGCAAAUCAAGAAAAUUGCCAUAAAACAUGCCACAGUUUAAAAGGCACAAGAGAUUAAAACGUAAAUCUUCCAAACCAAGGCUUGGUGUUCGUUAUCUUCACAAACACUUGUUCGAAGAUGACCCGACUAGCGAGGAAGAUCUCGCGGCCGACGAUAAAUAUCAAUUAUUACCGCAAAAGACAGAUGGCCGUUUGUGUCUCGUCCGCGUCAUAUCCGCCUCCAUGAUUGUUGCUGGCCUUGUGAUAGCUUUGGUCGGCGGAUUGGUGAGAAGACGAGAGGUCGAUUAUCUCGUACACAAUGGCGGCCCGGAAGAGCCAGUCGGAGAUGCAAUCCAGUACAAUUCAAUGCUGGAUGCUCUUGUUCUCGUAGGGAGUAUUUUCAUGAUGUUAGGGGGAGUCAUGUUCGCCGCAGUGCAAAUCCUCAUAUGUUAUCCGCGCAUGAAAUCCGGGACUCGCAAACCCCGGGUAAAAGACCCGGAGAGCUUUUUGUACCCGGAAAAAAGCGGAAACGACAAUACCGUUAAAAAAUUCGACAAAGUACCGGUGUUUGCUCUUGUCCAUAAAAUUCAACCGAAAAAGAAGGACGGUGGCUCGCUUGAUAAGGAAAGAAUGAACAUCGACGGAAAAAAACACAAAUAUGAAAAUUGCAUAGACGAAGAAAAGGAACAGGAUGAGAUUAAAUGAUAACAUUGUGAAAAAUGUAUAUUUUUGAAUUAAUUUAAAUGACGCAAAUAGAUUACCAAAAAAUUUUGCUGCUAAU